CCUCCCACCGCCCCCUCUCCUCCUCCUCUCCAUCUGACUCUCAUCCAGCACAGAGUCGCCCACACCCCGACAUCCGUUUCGCCCUCCCUUCAUUCAGGCGUAUGGAUGAAACCCUUCACCCUCUCCUCCACCGGUGAUGACGUAGUUCUGUGGCCGCUCCCAGACGCACAUGCCUCGGUCAAGUUCGAAAGUGACCUGCGUCAUGAAGAGAUGGAGAACAUCAGAAGUGUAACAGUCGGGCUUCGCUUUCUGAACUUCAAUAUGGACGAAUUCCGCGGACCGAGUUGUUCCACUGUACGUAGUUAGCGAGCCGGACGUUCAAGAUGCUGCUUCUUUUCUGGAGGUUCUGGUGCGUGUGGGUGUGCACCGAGGCGGCCGCAUCUCAUCUCCACUGGAACCGAACAAAGACGGCGUUCACCCUGGAUGAAUCCACCACUCAUGGCCGGGUGGAGCGCAGAACUAGCGAGCGGGACUCUGAAGGGGAACCUCGGUCUGAAACUUUGGCUCCUCAGGUUCCUGUCGGUGACGCACCGGCGCGUAAAAACGCAGCGCUGCUUUUACGCGGGGAAGACGCGACUGAAGUGCAGCUGAACUGCAGUUGCAAAUCUGCAGAUGGUUGUUUAAAACCGUGUCAGAGAAGAAGGCUGAGGCUCAGCCUGCGCAAGAGAGCAAGAGAAAAGCGCGGAGAACCGCCGCAGGCUCAGGUUCUGCCCGCCGCCAUGGCCCAGGAGCAGGACCCCGAGGUCCUCUUCGGUCUGAACAUCACCGACUACGAAGAGGAAUACAUCCUCCCUGACUUUCCAGACAGCACGCCGUUCAUCCCGCUCGACCCGCGGCCCAGGCGCAAGCAGGUCCGGAACCCCUUCUACCCUGUAACGGCGGAGUCUUACGGCGCGUACGCGGUGAUGUUCUUCUCGGCGCUCAUCUUCACGGUGGGAAUUAUCGGGAACGUCUCGGUCAUGUGCAUCGUGUGUCACAACUUCUACAUGAGGAGCAUUUCCAACUCUCUGCUGGCCAACAUGGCGCUUUGGGACUUCACAAUCAUCUUCUUCUGCCUGCCGCUGGUCCUCUUCCAUGCGCUCACCAAGAACUGGCUCCUGGGAGACUUCACCUGCAGGAUCGUCCCUUACCUCGAGGUUUCAUCCCUCGGGGUCACGACCUUCACCCUCUGUGCCCUCUGCAUUGACCGUUUCCGUGCAGCCACAAAUGUGCAGAUAUACUACGAGAUGACCGAGAACUGGGCCUCCACCACGGCCAAGCUGGCGGUCAUCUGGGUGGGUGCGCUGCUGCUGGCGCUUCCCGAGCUUCUGAUCCAUCAGCUGGUCAGGGAGGACGGGGACCUGCCGGACGUCACACCGCGUGAACGCUGCGUGGUUCGGAUCUCCACUGAGCUCCCGGACACCCUGUACGUUCUCGGCCUCACUUACGACGGGGCGCGUCUCUGGUGGUACUUCGGCUGCUACUUCUGCCUGCCGACGCUGUUCACCAUCUGCUGCUCGCUGGUCACGGCGCAGAAGAUCCGGCACGCUGAACGCACCUGCGUCCGCGACACUAAAAAGCAGAUCCAGCUGGAGAGUCAGAUGAACUGCACGGUGGUGGCACUGGCCAUCCUCUACGGCUUCUGCAUCAUCCCCGAGAACAUCUGCAACAUCCUAAAUGGCUACAUGGCUGCCAGUGUUCCCCAAAUAACCCUGGACGUCCUGAAGCUGGUAAGCCAGCUGCUGCUGUUCUGCAAGAGCGCAGUCACGCCGGUGUUGCUCUUCAGUCUCUGCCAGCCCUUCACGCGGGCCUUCCUGGACUGCUGCUGCUGCUGCUGUGACGAGUGCGGAGCACCACGCUCGCCUGCCACCGCGUCCAGUGAUGCAGACGACUGCGCCACCACAGAGAUGGAGCUGUCGCCCUUCGCCACUCUUCGCAGGGAAGCAUCUACUUCCACGUCCUACGCCAUCGGUACACACUGCUGAGGUCAGCAUCACAUUGGACUGCAGAAGUGACUGACUAUAGUUUUCAGAAAGAAGACAGUAUUAACCGUAGCCACUACCUUAGUAUGUGAAGUAACACCUUCUGAACACUGCAGGAGCUCCAAUUGUUUACAAAGACCCCCCUUACACCUGCACUCCAUAUGAACAUUCAUGUGAAGCAAAAAAUAAAAUGGCACUGCUAACUGAAACCAAUAUUCAGCAACAAAAAAGUAACGAAGAAGAGAGUUAAACCCAUAAACCCAGUAAUAACAAUGAAUAUGGUAAUAAAGUAAUCUUAGUUGCAAACAAGAAAGUAGAUACAACAGCGUUUGCUCUGCAGGUCUCCAUGCGCUAUGGCAUCCGCAAGGAGAGACAAAGGUUUUCUCUGAGUUUUUGUUGUGAUUUUUUUCACUUGGCUAUGUGAAAAACAGCUGAUAUACUGAGUGAGAGUAGAAAAAUAAUUUGGGCUGAGACCGAUAACAGCUUUCUGAAGCAAACAAAGAGCCUUAAAAUUGAUUCUUAAAUGCACAGGAAGCCAGUGCAGACACUGGUAUGAUGUGCACUCUCUUUCUAUCAUGCCCACUUCCUGGUGAAGGUUUGGACAGCUAGUGCCAACACGAGGUCACCAACAACAAAAAGCACACAGGGACCAAGUCUAAAAACCAUCUAAAAACCCCAUUAUCAUGUUGUAUUUACAGUUAUUGUACCAUUGUUCAUCAUUAUAUGGAAUGGAUCGAUAUCAUUUAUCAUCCCUUAUAAUGUGUAGUGUGUUAUUUCAGAAGUGUGCACCAAACGGAGGCAGCCCUUCGGGGGACCUGCGAGACUGAGCAGCUCUUGGUGACCCCUGAUGUGGAGUGUGCAGGAGUAUACAAGGGUUUUUUUUCUCUCAUCUUAGCGGUGAUGUAAGACAUUGUAGUACAUAUGCCCGGCCUGUUGGCGGUGUUGUCAUGUUGUAGCGACAAACAAAUAAAGACGAUGACAUUGCACAUCUCAAGCCAUACGCUUGAGUGCUGUGCUACAUUAGCAUAGCAACCUGUUCACACAAGUGUGGAUGCACGUGGAGGUCGAGCUGGCGAGAACCCCGACGAAUGUUGCAGCCAAAUUCAGGGGUGAACAGUAGAAGCUGACGGGGAAACAAGCGUGUUGGACCAGUAUUUAUUUUAUGGUUUGUCUAUUCAAUGUGAACCUGACAAAUUUCAUUGUUCUGUUAAUUGGCUCUUUACUCAUCGGACUCGACCAAUGCCAUGCUGUUUUACUAUUAUUUUUAUUUAGCUGUGGUCAUCGCACAACGCACUACAGCAGCGGUGCCUCGCAGCAAAUCAUCAUGCGAGUCAUGAGAGAAACUCAUUGUGUUCAUGCUUAGGUGCAUGUUGUUCCUGUCCAGCUCCAGCAGCAGGUGUGAAGGAUGUGAAGGAUCUGAGGCACCGCUUCUCGAUGUUAGUCACAAGUGUAAUACUUGAAGCUGCAGCAGGUGCAAGUCCGGUGCGAUGCUCUCGAGUGAAUGUCCACACUGUGUUUGUCACCACUGUGUCCUCCCGGUGUUGCCACUGAAUGAAGGGAAUGAUUUAUGUCAUUGCUGAGUCAUGUUCCCCUUUCAAAGGAAGAAUGUAAUACUUAAUACCUGAGCAUUGUAUUCGUGUUUUGUUAGUGAUCAAUAAUUCAAGUUCUUUUUCUCUUUAGAUUGUUUUUAAUCAUGUAGAAGUUGGAAAACUGUUGUAGAAAUAGGACGACACUGGCUCAUGUUUAUUUAAAUCUCCGUCACAUACAAUCAAUGUUUUGUUUAGUUCUGUGAAUGAUGCUGUCUGUUUCAAAGUCCAGAAUAUUUUUCUUCCGUAGUGGCGGACGAGGAAGGAUGAAUUAAAUUAAAGAGAAAAAAAAUGUAUUGAUCCAUCAUGUUAUUAACUUGGGGACUCACGGCGAGGCUCCUUCUCACCGCCCACUGUUUCAGGUUGUCGCCAAUAUUCGCCAGACUUCCGAAGCCUGGCGAGUCUCUUUGUCCCUCCACACAUCCACCACUGUUUGUGCAGCUCCCUCCCUCACCGUUACGAACCAGUCCUGACCUCAGAAACCUAAUAAUUGUCUGUAAAAGUUGGGAACAAUUUGUCAGUUUCCUGCAGUGUCAUGUUCUCGCUCCUGUCAUGACCGCUCAGUCGGGUAGGACACAGGCUGCUCUUGUCCCGACCAGCCGUCGUCAUGACGACAGAGGGAGUCGGACUGUCAGCUGGCGGAGACUGUGGAGGGACGUGACUUGUUAAUGGCGAAACAAGUUGUCAGUGUGUGCUGUGACCCGAUGUGAUCUGGACAACAUUUCUGUUCGCUCAGAAAAACAUCAGCUGCUCCACAGAUAGUUGUUUGAUGGAACUAGUGGAACGGCGUAGACGCUUUGAGGUCCCACUCCUUUAGAUGUCAGCGAAGUUCAUGGUCUACAUUGCUAUCUUUCCAAAACCACACUGAAUGUAUCAUUUCACUUUGGUGUGACAACAUAUAUACAGCUAUAUUCCCUGACAUGAAUUCAGAAAUGUUUUCAAGUCAGAGGAGGGUCACGCCUCAAAAUGAAGACUCCUCACCAUAUCUUUGAAUUGUCCUAAAUACCUCAACACUAUUCAAGCCGGGAGGCUUUAAGUUCGGUUUGGAGCGCUCUGACAGAGAGUGGCCAACC
Messenger RNA from Synchiropus splendidus (mandarinfish), 4620 nucleotides. RefSeq names its product G protein-coupled receptor 37a (gene gpr37a). Gene Ontology annotation, biological process: adenylate cyclase-inhibiting G protein-coupled receptor signaling pathway; positive regulation of MAPK cascade. Lineage: Eukaryota; Metazoa; Chordata; Actinopteri; Syngnathiformes; Callionymidae. Gene Ontology annotation, cellular component: signaling receptor complex; plasma membrane. Bases 324 to 1964 code for a protein of 546 amino acids. The transcript is spliced from 2 exons. Gene Ontology annotation, molecular function: prosaposin receptor activity; G protein-coupled peptide receptor activity. The record is from RefSeq and is a predicted model, not a curated record.